AUGCCUGAGGAAGAAAGGGUUCCUUCCAUGGCCAUAGCCGGGGGGGAUUCUUCUAUCAGCCUAAAUGAUUCCGAAUCCGAACACGAAACCUCCGAACCCGGACUGCCUUCACCUGAUGGUCAGGAAACCCGUGAACCCACUAGGAAGGAAACGAAGAUCUCAAGUCAGAAAUCGUUGCUUGAAUUUAGGUGCAAAGUUGAAGAUGCAAUUUUGGGCAACUACAUUUAUGGGGGCAUCAGAGGGAAUGCUGCCAGGAAGAAAGAGAAUCUGCAGGAAAUCACCCUGUGGGGAGUUCCCCUGUUACCAAGUAAAGGGCAUCCCGGAACGGACGUUGUCCUGAUGAAAUUCUUGAAAGCUAAGGAUUACAAAGUGCCUGAUGCUUUCUCUCUGCUCUGCAAGAUGAUGAAAUGGAGGAAGGAUUUUAAAGUUGAUGGGAUUCUUAAUGAGAAAAUGUGCCCUGAAUUUGGAAACAUGUGGCGUAUUAAUGGCGCCGACAAGGAAGGCCGCCCCUUGUGUUAUCUUUCUUUCAGGGACCUUCAAAACAAGGAAUUGAAAAGGAAGCUUUUCAGGGCAGAUGGGAAACUGGAAGAGUUCUUAAGAUGGAGGAUCCAGUGUAUCGAAAAGGCGAUCCGGGAACUCGAUUUCGGUCCGGGUGGAGCAACUUGUUUCUUUCAGGUUACGGAUUUUAAGAAUUCCCCAGUGCAGAGCAUGGGGGAGCUUAGAUGGAUCUGCAGAAAAAUGCUAAACUUGUUUCGUGAUAAUUACCCUGGAAUCCUCCACAAGAAUGUUAUUGCGAAUGUUCCACUCUGGAACAUUGCUGUCAACGCUAUAAACCUGAGACAAAUUACAGCAAAGAGUAAAAACAAGCUCAUCUUUGUCAGGUCUGCAAAAGUUACAAAGACUCUCCUCAAGUACGUGAAUCCGGAGAACUUGCUGGCUCAAUUCGGUGGUCUGAAAAGGGAAAAUGACCUCGAGUUUUCGGCACUUGACAAAGUAAUAGAAUCAAAUGUCAGAGCAAAUACAGUUGAUCAAAUAAAGAUUCCAGCUAAUGAGGUGGAGAGGACUGUAACAUGGGAUGUGGCCAUUGUUGGAAAUGAGGUGACUUACCAGGCAGAGUUCAUUCCAUUGGAUGAUUGCUCUUACACUGUGUUGCUUGAAAAGGAGAAGAGGAUUGGGAAAGCAGUGAGGAAUUCGUUUUACAUCAGAGAACCAGGGAACAUAGUGAUUACGAUCGGGAACGGAACAUUCAAGAGGAGGAAAGUGUUUUAUAGGUAUAGUAGUAAGCCCUAUGUGCCUGUGUACAUGAUCACCAAAUGA
Messenger RNA from Oldenlandia corymbosa var. corymbosa, 1317 nucleotides. Lineage: Eukaryota; Viridiplantae; Streptophyta; Magnoliopsida; Gentianales; Rubiaceae. The record is from the annotation of a GenBank genome assembly.